Messenger RNA from Aspergillus oryzae RIB40, 1233 nucleotides. RefSeq names its product putative NAD+ kinase. Gene Ontology annotation, molecular function: NAD+ kinase activity. The transcript is spliced from 3 exons. Gene Ontology annotation, biological process: NAD+ metabolic process; NADP+ biosynthetic process. Lineage: Eukaryota; Fungi; Ascomycota; Eurotiomycetes; Eurotiales; Aspergillaceae. Bases 1 to 1233 code for a protein of 410 amino acids. The record is from RefSeq and is a predicted model, not a curated record.
AUGGGCUUCGACGAUACCGCCAUAGAUACAGAUGGAGUCACCGUCACCGAUAUGGACGACUGGACACCGAAGCAAUCCGAGACCAUCGUGGAGUCACGGCAGCUGACGAAAAAACAGUUGUCUGAUAUGGCAUGGAAUGUACGAAAGUUGUCGAAGAAGCUGGAUAGCAUCAAACUCAAGCUUUCUGUCAAGAAUGUCUUUGUGGUGACGAAAGCGGGCGAUGAUAGCGUGAUUGCUUUUACGAGGAAGCUCACGCAAUGGUUAUUGUCUAAAGACCGUGAUACGGAGUACAACGUCUACGUGGAGAGACGACUGGAAGCGGCUGCAGAUUUCGGUGCUUCUCAAUUGCUGGAGGAUGAACCUUCCGCGGCAGGGCGGCUCAAGUUCUGGGAUAAUAAGUUUGUGUACGAGAAUGCCUAUCUCUUUGACUUCGUUAUUACACUGGGUGGUGAUGGGACCGUUCUUUAUACAAGCUGGCUCUUCCAGCAAGUAGUACCACCGGUCCUCUCUUUCUCGCUGGGAUCAUUGGGAUUCUUAACCAAGUUCGAUUUCAAUGACUACCAGAAGACACUUGGAUCCGCAUUUAAAGACGGUGUUGCCGUUAGCCUGAGAUUACGAUUUGAAUGCACAAUUAUGAGGAGUAAUGGGCGAGAAGAUGGAUCUUUAACGCACGCGAAGAAACGAGAUUUGGUAGAAGAGCUGAUCGGCGAAGAAGUUGAAGGCACGUUAACGCACAAGCCGGAAAAAGUUGUUCAAAUUUUGAACGAUGUCGUGCUCGACCGGGGCCCAAAUCCCACAAUGUCCUCCAUUGAGUUGUUCGGCGACGAUGAGCAUUUCACUACUCUGCUCGCAGACGGUGUCUGUAUCGCUACACCUACGGGCUCGACGGCGUACAACCUUGCCGCUGGAGGAUCUCUAUGCCACCCUGAUAACCCCGUUAUCCUGGUCACAGCGAUCUGCGCACAUACACUGUCUUUCCGACCGAUCAUACUGCCCGACACCAUCGUUCUAAGAAUGGGCGUGCCCUAUGAUGCACGCACUAGCUCGUGGGCAAGCUUCGAUGGUCGGGAAAGAGUUGAAUUGCACCCAGGUGACUACGUGACUGUUUCCGCCUCACGGUACCCAUUCGCAAAUGUGUUACCACAAGAUCGACGCAACAAUGAUUGGGUCCACAGUAUUUCAAAGACAUUAAACUGGAAUUCAAGGCAAAAGCAAAAAGCUCUCAAGGGAUGA